Messenger RNA from Musa acuminata AAA Group (dessert banana), 1385 nucleotides. Its product is annotated as probable WRKY transcription factor 14. Gene Ontology annotation, cellular component: nucleus. NCBI's taxonomy places the organism in Eukaryota, Viridiplantae, Streptophyta, Magnoliopsida, Zingiberales, Musaceae. The coding region runs from base 126 to 1241 and encodes 371 amino acids. Gene Ontology annotation, molecular function: DNA-binding transcription factor activity; transcription cis-regulatory region binding. Gene Ontology annotation, biological process: regulation of DNA-templated transcription. The record is from RefSeq and is a predicted model, not a curated record. The transcript has 3 exons.
UGCAGUAUUAAUCUUCCUUGUUUCACCCUUGCUUUGAGAGGAGGAUAAGUAGGGUUUGGCGGUCUGUGAGUGAGGCUGCUGCUUUGGAUUAAAGAAGCACUUUGUAGGGUUGGGUUGCUGGAGACAUGCGUGACUAUAUCUGGCAAAGGAUGGAGAAUGACCAAGGAGAGCUUGCCGACGUAGUCCGCGCCGGUGGGUGGGUCGGAGCUUCGAGUACUGCCUUCCCGGCCAGCGACUGGCAGCUCCCUUCAGAGCCCGUGGUCUUCCCACCCGCAUCGAUCAAGGACUCGAGUAGCGACUUGGGCGAUCCUUUCAUGAAACUUUGCGACCCCCUCAUCGACGAAUUAUCCGGCAUCGAGUUCUUCAAGAGCAGAGAAACAAUGGCAGGGCAGGUCAAGAUGGUCAUGAAGGAGAGGGACUGCGGUGAUGGUGGUGGAUUCAUAUCUCAGAAGUUGCUAAUGGGUGGGGGGAUUAAGAAGCCUUUUGAUAUCACCUCGCCAGAAGGAGACAAGUCUUCUCCUCUCUCUCCGGUAAUGGCUGGGGAGAUGAUGAAGGUAAGUAGUGGUGCAGUAGGAUGCUUGGGAGACGAUGGUGGUGGAGGACAACAGAUCUCAUCGUCGCUCGAGCAAGGUGUCAAACGGAGGAAGAACGAAGCGAAGAAGGUAGUAUGUAUUCCAGCUCCUGCAGCAGCAUGUGGUAGGCCUGGUGGAGAGGCUGUGCCUUGUGAUCUAUGGGCUUGGAGAAAGUAUGGCCAAAAACCAAUCAAGGGAUCUCCUCAUCCUAGGGGCUAUUACAGAUGUAGCAGUUCCAAAGGAUGCUCGGCGAGGAAACAGGUAGAGCGUAGCCGAACCGAUCCCGACAUGUUGGUAAUCACAUACACAUAUGAACACAACCACCCAUGGCCUACGCAGCGUAAUGCGCUUGCUGGCUUCGCAAGAUCUCAGACAUCAAAGAACUGCUCUACUCGCAAUCUAAAGGAAGAGCCUAAGGAAACAACAAGAUGCAGUGCUGCUUCAGUGAAACAAGAGGUUAAAGAGGUAGUCGACAAGGCCAAUGAUCAAGCAUUCUAUAGAAGCCGCGAGCCCCUCAUCUCGGAACAAUACCACCCCGACAACUUCUUCACAGAUAUGUCGGUGUUGGAGGCCGACACAGUGAAUCUCAUCUUCUCAAAGGAGCUUACCGAAACAAAGCCAGAGGAGAAUGGAGACAAGGCCUUGGAUCCAUUCAACAUGUUCUAUUAGGCAUGCAGGAAGAUCGAUGAUACAUUGGCACAACAUAUACAUUAGCUAGUAGGCAAGCUAGAGAUCGUGCUUUUAGGUUACAUGUCGAAGUUUGAAUCAAGAUGGGGGUGGGGGAGGAGCGAAGGGUGUGCUCGUGAUAUGUUG